GACCAACCGUACCCAACAGCACUCCUCUACCUCCCCUUCCACAACUGCUAGUGCUCUAGUACAGCCCACCCACACUCCCCGCCCCCGGCCGCGCGCGCACACGCGCCUCGCCCCGCUCGCCUACCCCCAGGAGGGCCGCCGAGGAGAACCGCACCGCCGGCCGGCCAUGGAGACGUCGCGCGUGAAGCCCGGGUUCAACGGCGCGGGCGCGGGCCUCGACGGCAGCAGCCGGCGGAGCGGCUACAUGGGUGGCGUGGGCGGCCCGGUGGCUACCGGCGGCAGGGCGGCGCCGGUGGACGCAUGCGGCGUGGCGCUGCGCGUGUUCGUGCUGGCGGCGACGCUGGUGGCCGCGGUGGUGAUGGGCGUGGACCGGCAGACGAGGACCAUCCAGAUCACGCUCGCCGACACGCUGCCGCCGCUGCAGGUGCCCGUCACCGCCAAGUGGUCCUACUCCUCUGCCUUCGUGUACUUCGUGGUGGCGAACGCGAUGGUGUGCGUGUUCUCGGCGGCGGCGCUGGCGGCGUGCCGGCGGCGCGGCGCGGUGGUGCCCGUGAUGGUGGGGGACCUGCUGGCGCUGGCGCUGCUCUUCUCAGCCGUGGGAGCCGCCGCCGAGUUCGGCAUCCUCGGGGAGCGCGGCAACUCGCACGUGCGCUGGGCCAGGGUCUGCAACGUCUACGGCGCCUUCUGCGAGCGCGCCAUGGCCGCCGUCAUCGUCUCCCUGCUCGCCGCCUUCGCCAACCUCGUCAUGCUCAUGCUCACCAUCCUCGCCAUCCACAAGAACUCCUCCUACUACUAGUAUACUAGCUAGGAGAAAAAGGAUCAUAUCAUAUUCAUAUAUAUGUGCGUUGACGUAGUAGAGCUCGGUGCGUGGAGCUGGUGAUCGACACAAGGAUCGGAGAUAGCUGAAAGACUAUACAGUAGUUCUUAUUAUUAAUCAAUUGGGUGCCAAUUAUGUUGGAGACGGUAAUUAUAUUGGACACAGAUUAUCAGUGUUCGGAACUUUCGAUGCUAGUCAUCGAUCAGUACUAAUAACCAGUAGUAGAUAGCAAGAUGGUAUGCGAAUGACAAGCAUGCCCUCUCGUUUUAUGCCACUGGGAAUGCUUUGUGAAAUUGGGAGGAGUUGGAAGGA
Panicum virgatum (switchgrass) is the source of this 1129-nucleotide messenger RNA. Its product is annotated as CASP-like protein 1E1. NCBI's taxonomy places the organism in Eukaryota, Viridiplantae, Streptophyta, Magnoliopsida, Poales, Poaceae. The record is from RefSeq and is a predicted model, not a curated record. Bases 167 to 796 code for a protein of 209 amino acids. The transcript has 2 exons.